Molecule: messenger RNA, 276 nt
Organism: Elephantulus edwardii (Cape elephant shrew)
Lineage: Eukaryota; Metazoa; Chordata; Mammalia; Macroscelidea; Macroscelididae
Product: NADH dehydrogenase [ubiquinone] 1 alpha subcomplex subunit 2-like
Exons: 1
Coding region: 1-276 (91 amino acids)
Source: RefSeq, a predicted model, not a curated record
AUGAGCCAGGUAAAACUAGCCUUGCGGGAGAUCCGCAUCCACUUAUGUCAACGCUCAGUCGGCAGCCAGGGCGUCAGGGACUUCAUAGAGAAAAAGUACGUGGAGCUGAAAAAGGCGAAUCCUGACCUACCCAUCCUAAUCCGCGAGUGCUCCGAUGUACAACCUAAGCUCUGGGCCCGCUAUGCAUUUGGCCAAGAGAAGAAUGUCUCUUUGAACAACUUCAGUGCUGAUCAAGUAACCAGAGCAGUGGAGAACGUGCUACAUGGCAAAGUGUGA